AUGUUGCAAUUUCUGACGCUUGCCGUAUUUUUCGGCCUCUCCUACGCCCAGGCCGUCACCUUCCAACAAGUUCAAGAAGCUCAGGCUUCCGGGAAGUACGUUUGUGAGUGCGACCGCGACCUCGAAUGCGGCCUAACCGGCGAGUGCGUUGGAGCAGGAGCUGGAACGUGCAACUGCUCCGCUUGCAUCAACCUAAAACACUGUGAUGGCGACCGGGAUUGUGGUGGGCUGCUCGGCGCCUGCAAUCUGCUCCUCCGCACGUGCCAGUGCCAAAAGGCCUUCGAUCGCCUCGGCUACCCUACAAUCCUCGACCAGCAGCAACGCCUCUGCGGCGUGCGCAACUGCAACCUUGGCUGCUUCGGGCUGCCGUGUCGGCAAGGCUUCUGUAGAUGCCCACUUGGAAAA
Messenger RNA from Mesorhabditis spiculigera, 405 nucleotides. The record is from the annotation of a GenBank genome assembly. Lineage: Eukaryota; Metazoa; Nematoda; Chromadorea; Rhabditida; Rhabditidae.